Babesia sp. Xinjiang is the source of this 2067-nucleotide messenger RNA. It is a transcript of the gene bop1, whose product is annotated as Ribosome biogenesis protein bop1. The record is from RefSeq and is a predicted model, not a curated record. The coding region runs from base 1 to 2067 and encodes 688 amino acids. Gene Ontology annotation, cellular component: preribosome, large subunit precursor; PeBoW complex. Gene Ontology annotation, biological process: ribosome biogenesis; maturation of LSU-rRNA from tricistronic rRNA transcript (SSU-rRNA, 5.8S rRNA, LSU-rRNA). NCBI's taxonomy places the organism in Eukaryota, Apicomplexa, Aconoidasida, Piroplasmida, Babesiidae. Gene Ontology annotation, molecular function: ribonucleoprotein complex binding; protein binding. The transcript has 9 exons.
AUGGCGCCAACAAGGCGUAAAAAUAAAGCAAAAGGACGACGACCAACGGAUGGUACAGAGUCAACGUCGUCCACACGCAGUAGCUCAAGAUCAGAAAUAUUAGGGAAUAAUGACAAGGAUGAUAAUAAUACAAACCAACCUUCCAUAACAAGAAAUGCACAUACGGAAGAUUACUUCGAUUCAGAUGAAGAAGAAGGGGCAGUGAAUCGUACUGGCAGAGUACCACUAAAGUGGUACGACAAUGAAAACCAUAUUGGGUACACCGUAGAAGGACAGAAACUUAUCAAGGAACUAGAUUCAUCAGAAAUUGGAAAGUUACUAUUCCAAUCGGAAAACCCAGAUGCAUGGAGAACUAUUGUAGACGUAAGAAAUAACAGGACGGUCAGAUUAACGGAUGAUGAUCUCAAAAUAAUCAGCCGUAUACGCAAGGGGAUGUACCCACAGGAAAACUAUAACCAAGAGGAUCUUUAUAUAGAAUUUGAUAAUGAAGAUGCAAUACAUCCGGUAUCUUAUAAACCACCUAGGAAGGCGAAUUUCUUGCCAUCAAAGGCAGAAGCAGAAAAAAUCAAGAGGCUUGUUAAACUUAUCAAAGAAGGCAAAUUGGUAGUCAAACAGGAACCUGAAGAACCGAAAGAGGAACCUAUACAGGAUAUAUGGCAAGAAUCCAUAUAUCAGGUAGACCCAAAGACGGCAAGACGGGGGAGACAUCACGAUAUAACACCACCAAAAGUACCACUGCCAACACAUAGCGAGUCAUAUAACCCGCCGGAAGAGUAUCUAUUCGAUGAAAAGGAAAAACAAGAAUGGCUAGAUACUGACCCGGAAUACAGAACUAUAGACUAUAUACCACAAAAAUUCGAUUGUUUGAGAAAAGUGGGAUCAUAUGAAAAUCUCAUACUCGAACGGUUCCGACGCUGCCUACAGCUAUACCUAUGCCCUAGGGCAGUGAAGAUGAAGAUGGACGUAGACCCUGAGACCCUAUACCCGAAAUUACCAGAUAUCAAUACGCUAAGGCCGUUCCCGACCAAAUUGGCCGUGGAAUACCGUAUUGAGGGGACACAAAAGAUUGUAGCGGACGCCACGGGAUCAUGGGUAGCUCUUGCAUCAGCUAAUGCUAUUGCAAUAGCUAGUGUACUCAACGGACGGAUAGUCGAACGUGUAGAAGGUAUUGACGGCAUACUAGACAUCUGCUGGCACCCGAGGUACCCAAUUAUCAUUGUGGCGCACGCAAACACAAUAUCGUUCAUAGCCAUUAAACUGCCAAAUAUCAGGCAGAUGGCAGAAGAACCCAGCUCCAAAAAAACAAACAAUGAUGGACCACAAAAUGUCUACGAAAAGGCGCUGGAGUUGAUACGAUUGGAUAGCGAUGCCCAAGGAUGGCGAUUGGUAGCUUUCGGGCCACACCAAGGGAUAUCGGUGGACCACGUUGACGAAAUAUGCCAUAUAUCGGUACACCCACAGGGGAAUUACGUAGUGGCAGUGGCGCCGCAUAGCAGAGAGGCGGGGAACCAGUGUGUUAUAUACUGUAUAACGAAGAAAACGUUCAUACGCGUGGGAAACAAAAUGAAUAACAACGGGAUAAGAUUGGCAAUGUUCCACCCAAGUGAACCAAAAAUCAUACUGGGACUGAGGAAAGGCAUACGCCUAUACAAUCUAAAGGUCAAAAAUGAAAAACUAGAAAGUGAAGGGGGAAAACUAUCAGGAGUUGAUCUACCCGUGUCUAUGCACCUUAACAGGGAUGCGCAGAUCCUGGCAGUAGCGGACGAAAGUAGCAGAGUGUCGAUAUUUGAUCUUAACGUUGGGGCAUUCCCAUAUAAAAAGAUACAGUAUAACGGUGAGAAAAUUGUACAUGUCGAGUUUCACAAAACACUACCACUUCUGAUGAUCGCGUCUUCAACUGGAGUCGUGCACGUCAUCCAUGUCAGCGUCCCUGAUGACCUGUCUAAGGACCCCGUGAUUGUACCAGUGAAGGAUCUAAAAAUGUCAGAACUGACACACGCUAACUGGCACAACAUGGAACCAUGGCUUUUCACAGCAGAAACAAAACGGUCAUCAAUGUGGGCGUGA